Sorex fumeus (smoky shrew) is the source of this 2358-nucleotide messenger RNA. It is a transcript of the gene SETDB2, whose product is annotated as SET domain bifurcated histone lysine methyltransferase 2. The transcript has 13 exons. NCBI's taxonomy places the organism in Eukaryota, Metazoa, Chordata, Mammalia, Eulipotyphla, Soricidae. The record is from RefSeq and is a predicted model, not a curated record. Gene Ontology annotation, molecular function: protein binding; DNA binding; zinc ion binding. Gene Ontology annotation, biological process: negative regulation of gene expression; heterochromatin organization. Gene Ontology annotation, cellular component: nucleus. The coding region runs from base 55 to 2205 and encodes 716 amino acids.
UUUCUUUGAUAAAAUUGAUUUUGAGGACUUUAUGUUUAUAAAUAACAUCAAGAAAUGGGAGAAAAAAAUGGUGAUGCAAAAGCUUUCUGGAUGGAACUGGAAGGUAAUGGAAAAAUAGAUUUCAUAUUUGAACAAGUACAAAGUGUGUUGCAGUCACUAAAACAGAAGAUCAAAGAUGGAUCUGCCACAACUAAAGAAUAUAUCCAAGCAAUGAUCCUAGUGAAUGAAGCAACUAUAAGUAAUAAUUCAAUGCUGAUGAAGGAUCAUGUGUCUGUGAUUCAGAAUGUGCAGGAAAAUAAGCCCAGUUUAUUACCCUCUACGUCACACGAAGACUGCUUUCCAGAAGAUUCUGCUUUUCUAUCUACAAAUAAUAAAGAAACUCCCCAUCUGGAAAAUAAAGUUGCAGACACGAGAGAAAAAGCAGCUCCUUUAAAUUUAUCUUACCAAAGGCAUAACUGCUCUGGUGCCUGUCUGAUGAAAAUGCCACCAGCCUUCAAAGGUGAAAACCCUCUGCAGCUCCCAAUCAAAUGCCACUUCCAGAGGCAGCAUGCAAAGACAAACUCCCAUUCAUCAGCGCUCCAUGUGAGUUAUAAAACCCCUUGUGGAAGGAGUCUACGAAACAUGGAGGAAGUUUUUCGUUACCUGCUUGAGACAGAGUGUAACUUUUUAUUCACAGAUAACUUUUCUUUCAAUACAUAUGUUCAGUUGACCCGGAAUUAUCCAAAGCAAGAAGAAAUUGUUUUUGAUACUGAUAUUAGCAAUGGCGUGGAAUCAGUGCCCAUUUCUUUCUGUAAUGAAAUUGACGCUAGAACGCUUCCACAGUUUAAGUACAGAAGGACUAUGUGGCCACGAGCAUAUUAUCUAAACAGCUUUUCCAACAUAUUCACUGAUUCAUGUGACUGUUCUGAAGGCUGCAUAGACGUAACAAAAUGUGCCUGCCUUCAAUUGACAGCAAGGAAUACCAAGACUUGCCCUUUGUUAAGUAAUAAAAUAACCACUGGAUAUAGAUAUAAAAGACUCCAGACACAUAUACCUACUGGCAUUUAUGAGUGCAGUUUGUUAUGCAAAUGUAACCGAAGACUGUGCCAGAACCGAGUUGUGCAGCACGGACCUCAGGUGAGGCUCCAGGUGUUCAGGACUGAGAAGAAAGGCUGGGGCGUCCGCUGCCUGGAUGACAUCGACAGAGGGACCUUCAUUUGCAUUUAUUCAGGGAGAUUACUAAGCAGAUCUAACACUGAGAAAUAUGUUGCUAUAAGUAAAAAUAGAAAAGAAGAGAAAAUUAUGAAAAAUUCGUUUUCAAAAAAACGGAAAAUAGAAGUUGCAGAUUGUGAAGUUGAAGUUAUUCCAUUGGCAUCAGAAACACCUCCUACAAGUGUGAAAAUUGGGGAGUAUCCACCUAAUUUCAAUAACAGUCCAAAAGAAACAGUCACAGAAAUAAAAUGUGACACAGCUUCAAGAAUUAAGUAUCAUUCAGUCAUUAAAAGUCCUAAAGCCAGGACAGUCAGUAUUCAAUGCAAUGAGGAAAAGAAGAACUUGAAGAACUCUCCCUUGUUUCCUUCUGAGGGAUUUGCUUCCACCAAGUCCGUCACCUCAGAAGAUAGUGAUGGAUUUAUACCAACCCGAGUAUAUCUGAAUUCUAAAACCAAGGACAUGAAAAAGGAUGCAAGCUCAAAGGAAGUUGAGGAUUCUGAAGACAACCUGGCGACUGAAUCAGAUGUGAUAGAUAUAACUAAAUGUAGAGAGGAAAUUCCUCCAAGGUUCCGAUGUAACAAUGAAACAUUGAAUAAUAAGAAUAUUAUAAGGAAAUUGGAUGUUCAAAUAGAAAAGCCCCAUGAGAAAGAAUCUCCAGCAUGUCAGAAUCAACAGGCCUGUCAUGAUGAAGAGCUUCCAGGCGAAACCAGCAAUAACGCUUCAUCUGAUUCCCUGAAGAGGUCAAAGAACAAGAUUGAGUUCUUACUGGAUGCCAGGAGAGAAGGCAAUGUGGGCCGCUUUCUCAAUCAUAGCUGUUGCCCAAAUCUUUUGGUACAAAAUGUUUUUGUAGAAACACAUGACAGAAAUUUUCCACUGAUGGCAUUCUUCACCAACAGGUAUGUGAAAGCAAGAACAGAACUAACAUGGGAUUAUGGUUAUAAAGCUGGGACUAUGCCUGAGAAAGAAAUUCUCUGCCAAUGUGGAUUUAAUAAGUGUAGGAAAAAGAUAUUAUAAAUAUGUAGUCAUUGCCUGCUGGUAAAAUGAACACACCAAACUGAAAUUAGAGCCAUGUGACAGCACACUCAAACUGGAAUUCCUUCUUGGUCUGACAAAAUUCCUCUCAGUUUUCCCUUGUUUGUGAGGGCUUCUUUUGUGACUUAGAAGCGC